UUUUGCCACUUCCUCUAGUAUGGUUUAAGCGCAUCGUGUGAUAAGGGCUCAGGGCUGUAGUUCAAAACACACAUCAGAUAGAACUGCUGCAAUGUAGUGUCUGAAUAAUAAGCUUAGCACAUUUCUAGAACAAUGGGGCAACGUGUGAACACGAGAGCGCAGAUGUAUACAUUGCACUCAUUCCACAAGUUUUGAGUGUGUGUUUUCGUUUAUAUGGGCCUGCGCUCCCGUGGUCGGUGCUAGCGCAAGAGGAAAGAGACAUCGUGUGGAAGUACGUUUACAGAGCUAUAUGAAAAUUUAAUUAAUGUCAUUGAAAUGCAGUGAAUGAAGAUACAGUACCAAGAAAUCAUAUAAGCGAAAUCCAAGUAAGAAAUGCUGAACUUGCAAUAUGAAUGAUGAUUCUAACCUUCAUGAUUAUACCAUUCAAGAUUUCGUUAUCUCUGUCAACAUCGGUAAUGUGGUUCAUCUUCAGUGAUAUCACUCCGUGUCGCUGCUGAGAGAAAUCUGAUUCGAGUGGAUAGUAGUUAACAUGUCUAAACAUGACAGAACGAGAAGUGGAUCCUACAGUUUCUCGUGCAGUUCGAUUGAUGAUGUCUCGAACAAAGGAAAGCCAGGAACAGCUAAGGAUGAUGCUGGAGGAUGAAAUACGGAAGAGGACUGGAAAGAACAUGGGACAUCUCUUGCGUCCUGUGGAUUCAGUCCCCGAUGUUGCAGAUAGUAGCACAAGAAAAAAGAAUCUUGAGAUAAGAACUGUAAGUUUACACAUUGAAGAAGCACCGAAAGAUUCACAUAUGAAUGAAGAAUUUGAUGAUGAAGACAAUGACUCUGAGAUCAACUUGGAGAUACUAGAAGAGGAUCUGACCUGUAUUGUCUGCAGAGGAAUGGAUGUGGCUCCUAGGAAUCGCCUCAUUGAAUGCACAGAGUGCCAUUCAUUAUACCAUCAAGAGUGCCACCAGCCACCUGUUGGUGAAGCUGAUAUGGAAGACCCAAGAUCAAUAUGGUACUGUACAGACUGCUUGAAAACAAUUAACAGAGCUGUGUCUAAGCCACAUGCUUCACCAAAAUCAACUGUGAAAGACCCUGUCUCAACUGUGAAGCCUACAUUGAAAGCUGAAUCUGCACCACCAACUCUUGUAUUCAAAAGAACAGAAAAGCCUUUCCAGAUGCCAAUUAAUCAAGCAAACAGCAAAAUUGGCUCUCAAGGCGUUGUGGGAAUGGCUGGAUUAGCAACAAGUAUUCAGGCGGCCCAUCAUUCCAGUAAGCAGACAUAUGUUGGUGCAGGAGGAAAGCCUAGUCUGGUAUCUUCAUUUCCUCAAGGGAUCAAAACCUUUGGAGGUUCUCCUGCUUCUGCCUCAGCUUGUAUUUCCAAGCAAAUGCCAGCACAAUCUUCAUCUGGAACAACUUCUGAUUCUAAUAUUAAUUCCAUUACUACAAUGACAUCAACACCUACUGCUGUUCAUACAAUUAGUGGUGGUGGUUCUGGUUCUGGUGGUGGUGCUGCUGCUGCUGCCGCUGCCACUACUACUACAGCGUCUGCAACUGGAUCUUCAUCUAAAUCAUCUGUGGUACCCAAAAUAAAUGUUAUUUCUGCUGACAAAAGACUAGCAAAUAUGAAGAAGAAAGCUGCAAAACUGCAGGAGAAAAGGAAACAUUCAAAAUGAAACUACUAUUGAUUAAUAUGAUAUUAAAUUGUUGACAAUGUAUAUGUAAUUAGCUUAUUUUUAUUGCAUAAUUGUCAAUAUUGGAACAAGUUACAUGUUCAGUUUUAUUUUCUCAUGAUAGUACAAUGCAGUUUGCUUAUUCAGCAGUCCACUGUGCUAAGACUGUUCAAUGUAUAGUUGCCACUUUUUAAAACAGAUAAGAUCAGACAGGAAUUCUUGUUAUUUUACUCCCAGCAAUGAAAUAAUUUGCAAGUGUGAAUCUUUAGCAGAAGCUGAAUGUUGUUCUUUCUCUGUUUUACAGAAUAUUUUUAGUUUAUAUUUUUAUAACCAGUGAAUAGAUUUCCAACCAGUGUACCAAAAUAAAUGUGUAAAAUAAAUAUUAAUAUCACUCUUUGAUGUAUGUUAUACCACUUGAUAUAUACCUUGCUUUUGAAUGUAUGACUAGUAGUAUUAUUGGAUUAGUAUGUAGGGCAUUUCACAGUUUAUAGACUGUUUGUAAUAACCUUGGAAAAUACCACACUUUUUAACACUGAUAGAUUCGACAUAUUUAUUUGUUGCCGUAUUCUUGGUCUGUAAACCUGGCCUUUCUCUCAUCCAAUAAAUAACAUUUGGUCUUGUGCACUACUAUAACUGUAUGAUAUCCAAGUGAAUUUUUAUCUGUAGUAGUGUAACAUGUGGCGUCAAUUAAAAAUUAACAAGGCAUUGGGGAAAAAUCAGGAAGUAAGUGCUUAAAAUGUAACCUAGUGUUAAUUUACGCUAGAAAAAUGAGAACAGGAGUUAUAUUGACUCUGAGAGAUAAGGCAUCUGACUACGCAGUAGUCCAUAGACUACGGAAUUUUCUCGUAUUCCUUUAUCAGCUUAUACUUUUAAUCCAAUAACAUUACUAUUUACAUGUUCUCAAGCAAUUAAGUUUCAAGCUCUCAUACUUACCAGCUUUUGUCUCUGAUAUGCAUGUGUGCUGCUCUUUAAUGAAAUUGGUGUGAGCCUGUACCAGCACAAACGGGUUUCUUUGGAAAGAGUGAGGUAAAUAUUUUUGUAAAUGAAGUAACAGGUAUCACAGGAAAUGCCUAAUUUUAUACAAGGAGUCAAGUUGAGGCUGAUUUCAAGGUAUUUAAAAUCUCAUUUAAAUUAAAAGCAGAUUGUGUCCAUUUCUGCUCACUGGAAGGACAGUUGUAGGGUUUAAAAAUCUCACUGGAAUGGAUAUCAUUAGAUAUGGUCUGCUCAUCCGAGAUUGUUGGUAGGAGCUUGGGUGAAAGCAUUUUGGGAAGAGUAAGUGACUAUAUUACAGUGGCUGUAGAUAUAUAUUAUUAACUACUAUUGUGCAUCAAUGUAUGCAUUAUUAUAUACCAUUGCAAAAACAAAUUUAAGCUGUAGUGGUGGUGGUGGUGGUGGUGGUGGUGGUGGCGGUAACAACAUAUAAAUUUACUUUUUUACUCACCUGAAUUGGAAUCUUGUGAGAUGUUAACAAACAAAUAUACUGUUACAGAACUACUUGGUGUUUUCUCUAAAACAUUCACAAACAUUAUGCCUAUGUCCUUUUGUGACAAUUAAACUUUCCCUUCCAGUUUCCUUAUAUAAUGUAUAAAGUGGUGGCAGGUUGUACAGACAUUAAAUGAGAAACACUCAGGAAACUUGUAUGCGAGCUAUGGAUUUCACAUGUUUUGUGAAUGUACCCCAGAAUUCUCCAAUUACAUGAAAAUCAUUUAAUCAAC
Molecule: messenger RNA, 3373 nt
Organism: Schistocerca cancellata (South American locust)
Lineage: Eukaryota; Metazoa; Arthropoda; Insecta; Orthoptera; Acrididae
Product: integrator complex subunit 12-like
Exons: 7
Coding region: 540-1661 (373 amino acids)
Biological process (GO): snRNA 3'-end processing
Cellular component (GO): integrator complex
Source: RefSeq, a predicted model, not a curated record